Messenger RNA from Astyanax mexicanus (Mexican tetra), 3371 nucleotides. RefSeq names its product arginine vasopressin receptor 1Ab (gene avpr1ab). Gene Ontology annotation, cellular component: membrane. Bases 414 to 1643 code for a protein of 409 amino acids. Gene Ontology annotation, biological process: G protein-coupled receptor signaling pathway; regulation of systemic arterial blood pressure by vasopressin; positive regulation of vasoconstriction. The transcript is spliced from 2 exons. Gene Ontology annotation, molecular function: vasopressin receptor activity; peptide binding; oxytocin receptor activity. NCBI's taxonomy places the organism in Eukaryota, Metazoa, Chordata, Actinopteri, Characiformes, Acestrorhamphidae. The record is from RefSeq and is a predicted model, not a curated record.
UAGUGAAGAAGACUGGAGGUGUUUGGGGAUUGAGGAGAGGGAGGAGGGAGGAUGGGGAUGAGGAGGAUGAGGGCGGCACUUUGAGGCUUCCUUUUAAAGCGCGCGCUGCUGGGCUGGAGACUGGUGCAUGUUGCAUGUGCUUUGCUUGCAUCCACAGGUUGUGCUUCCAUCUGCACACGCGCUACCGGAGGGGAUUACCACAAACCGCAACUAUUUAUUUUUUUUUGCGCGCGCUAUUGGUGUCUCGGUCUCUCGUGCACCAGCGUGCGCUCCCGAAUGUGAACCAAAUUCGAGGCACCCACGUAUCAGGGAAUCCCCGGCGUUCUUUACGCAUGAUUAAGGAGCGGAGGCGCGCGCUGCGCCGCGGGUUGGCUCUCGCGGCCACGGCCAGCGGCAGCACGCUGGACUGAGCGAUGCGUUCAGCGGGCGUUAACGGAAGCCUGGCUGAGCUCAAGGAUGCGGGUUCGACCAACGGCACCGGGGACCCGUUCGGGCGCAACGAGGAGGUGGCCAAGCUGGAGAUCGGCGUGCUCAGCGCCACGUUCCUGGUGGCGGUGGCGGGAAACGCGUGCGUGCUGCUGGCCGUGCGGCGCGCCAACAAGAAGGGCUCGCGCGUGCACCUGUUCAUCAAGCACCUGAGCCUGGCCGACCUGGUAGUGGCUUUUUUCCAGGUGCUGCCACAGCUCUGCUGGGAGGUGACCUUCCGUUUCCACGGGCCGGACUUUUUGUGCCGCGUGGUGAAGCACGCGCAGGUGCUGGGCAUGUUCGCGUCCGCCUACAUGCUGGUGAUGAUGACGGUGGACCGCUACCUGGCCGUGUGCCACCCGCUCGAGACGCUGCGGCGGCGGCCGGCGCGGCGCGCGCGCGCCACAAUCGCGGCCACGUGGCUGUGCAGCGUGGUGCUGAGCGCGCCGCAGUACUUCAUCUUCUCGCUGAGCGAGGUGCGCCCCGGCUCGGGGGUCUACGACUGCUGGGGGCACUUCAUCGAGCCGUGGGGAGUGCGCGCGUACGUGACGUGGAUCGCUGCAGGCAUCUUCCUCGUGCCUGUGUUGGCGCUCGCGCUCUGCUACGGACUCAUCUGCCGGAGCAUCUGGAGGAACGUGCGGGGUAAGAUGCGGCGGGGAGAGGCAGGAGCAGCGGCGGCGGCGGAGGAGCCGGGGACUCUGGCGGGCAGGGCGCGGGUCAGCGGCGUGUCCACGAUCUCGCGCGCCAAGCUGAGGACCGUCAAGAUGACCUUCGUGAUCGUACUCGCUUACGUCGUGUGCUGGGCGCCCUUCUUCGUGGUGCAGAUGUGGUCCGUGUGGGAUGAGGAGUUCUCCUGGCACGACUCGGAGAACACGGCGGUGACCCUUUCAGCUUUGCUGGCCAGUCUCAACAGCUGCUGCAACCCCUGGAUCUAUAUGCUGUUCAGUGGUCACCUCCUCCACGACUUCCUGCGCUGCCUCCCAUGCUGGCGGCCCGGACGCUCCAGCUCAGACGGCAGUGUGCGGAGGACCACCGCAGCGGGCAAACUGCCCACUGCACGGACCCCCACCAGCGCCUCCGACUCAUGGAGGGAGCCGUGUAACUCGCGCAAGUCCAGCCAGUCUGUAGUGCUGGACUAUCCUCGCAGAGCCAGCCACACCAUCCCACUCGAGGCCUAAAGACGGCCAUGUUUAAUGUUUACAAACGUUCAAACAGGAACAGUGUUCAUGGAGUUGCAUACUCUUUGCUUUAGUCACCAUCGUCUACCAAAACGAGGCUGUGGGGGACGAAAGUAAUGUUGGACCGAUGGGUACUAGUAGCAAUGCCACCUCAAUGCUGCGUUCCCAAAUGCACUUCUUCAAAAAGAAAGAAAGCUUAUAGAGGUCAAACUUUUCAUAGUUUCCCCAAAGAUCCUGUACUUCACCUUGAUUUGAUUCACAAAAUCAGUAGAGAUCGCCACUUCAGUUUCAGAUGAACUGGCUAGCCAUCUUAAUAUUACUCAACCAGCCAAUCUAGCCAGAUGAAUGUUAGCAAAGAGAGUUAUAGCAGCGUCUAUGACUUGAUCAACCCUGAACUGGUUAUUUAUUGGGUUUAACAUCAAAACGAGUGGGCGUGGGCUAACGUUAGUCAAGCCAUAGCUCUUUAGAGUAGCCUGCUUAGCUAGGUUAACUAGCUAGUUAAGUUAGCUGAACUGUAUUUGGCAUUAAUCUCAAUAAGGUUAGCCAUAUUAAGAUUACCCAGCCAGCCAAUGUAACCAGAUAAACGUUAGCAGAGAAGACAGCAAGCUAGCUAAACACGGUAACCUGCUAUUACCUAAUUAAUCCAGAACAGGUUAUUUAUGGGGUUUAACGUCAAAACAAGUGGGUGUGGGGUAACGUUAGUCAAGCCAUAGCUCUUUAGCUCUUUAGCCUGCUUAGCUAGCUAGCUAUAUUCUACCAUGGGUAGCCUGGUCUUGCUUAGCUGGACUGUUUUUGGCAUUAAUCUUAAUAAGGCUAGCCAUAUUAAGAUUACCCAGCCAGCCAAUCUAACCAGAUAAACAUUAGCAGAGAAGACAGCUAACCCCAAGCCUCGCUUUCGUUUCAACAUGGGUGCAGAGGGAAUAAGGUGCAUUGGACGUUACAGUGACACUAUUGGGUCAAUAGCAUAAGGUCACAUUGAUGGUACCAUUUGUCAUGAUUGCCUGGUAAUAAUUUCAGGUCAUGGCACUGUUUACGAUCCAACCAACUACAGUCUAUUUUAGACCAAUUUUGGACUAAAAUUGAUUUUAUCUGACUGUAGUUGUGUUAAUAACAGCAUUAUGACCCUGUAUUGACAAUUUUGGGUCAAUUUUGGGUCAAGGAUCAACUGUGGUUGUCAGGUCAGGGUUUCUCAACCAGUGGGCCACACAGUAGAGUUUAGAUUCCUUGCCUGAGCCCCAACUGUAGUGUCCUUUUUUAAUGCUGUUUCUAUUUUGUAUAAAGCUAUGGCGUGAAAAUCAAAAUUCAGCAAAGUAACAAAAAAGAUUGCACUAGUUAGAAUUUUAUAAUCAAGUGGCUCUGGGGCUCACGCACAUGUGAGCUCCUCCACUUGUCUGCAUUACAAACUUGACUUGCAGAGCUGUGUGUUGCUGUUUUUAAUACAUAUUUUUCUCAAAUAAUAAUAGGUCUAUGCUUCUUCAGUGUUGCAAUGUUAAUUAACAUCGUUCUAAACAGACUUUGUUCCUUCAAACAUCCGAUUUUUUUUUUAAAGCUCAGUUUUGUCGCUGUACUUACAAAAAAAAAUGUUGAGUUUAAAUCGGGCUCGGACUAAUAAUGACAGUUAAUGGGGUCUCAGGUCUGUAUUGAGCUGGUAACAUCACUUUAAAUAAUGAAGGGAGGAGUGGAAUAAUAAUUUACUAUAAAAACAAAUCUAGAGAUCAACCACAUAUA